GUGGCCUGGCACGCAGUGCUGCCUCUGGAGAGCUGCUCUGAGGAAGUGCCGCUGAUGCCCGCUUGCCCGUUCCGGGAUGGCAGCUAGCUGACUGGGGGCCGAGGAUGACCUGGUCUGAUAGCCUGCGUGAGAAGAUCUCCCGGGCCUUCUACAACCACGGACUGCGGUGCGCUUCCUGCCCCAUCCCAAUCAUCCUCUUCACAGGCCUCUGCGUCCUGGCCUGUUGCUACCCGUUGCUGAAGCUCCCACUGCCAGGCACGGGGCCUGUGGAAUACACUACGCCAGUGAAGGACUAUGCCCACCCUCCGGCUGACCCGGCACAGCGGCAAGGAGAGCCAAGCGAGAGGCCUGACUGGUACUCCGGAGCGCCUGUAGCCUACAUCCAGCAGGUCCUGGUGAAAGCCACUGUUUCCCCAUGGCCUAAAACAUUCCUGGCAAUUGAUGUGUUUCGGUCUCCGCUCGCCCGGGUCUUCCAGCUGGUGGAAGAAAUCAGAAAUCACGCCUUGCGAGACGGCUCCAGGACUAAAAGUUUGGACGAAAUCUGCCUUCAAGUCACAGACCUCCUGCCCGGCUUGAAGAAGCUUCGUGGGCUGUUGCCUGAGCAUGGCUGCCUCCUCCUCUCCCCGGGGAACUUCUGGCAGAAUGACCAGGAACGCUUCAGCGCAGACCCGGACCUUGUUAGGACCAUCCACCAGCAUGAGCCAAAGACCUUGCAGACGUCAGCCACCCCCAAGGACCUACUCUUUGGCGUCCCUGGGAAGUACAGUGGCGUGAGCCUCUACAACCGGAAGCGGGUGGUGGCCUACGCCAUCACGUUGGGUCUCCGGCACUAUGACUCCAGGUUCCUCGCCAGCCUCCGCUCGCGUCUCAAGCUGCUGCACCCCAGCGCCAACAGCAGCCUGCAGGAAGACCAGAUGGUCCACGUCCACUUCAAGGAGGAGAUUGGCAUCGCCGAGCUCAUCCCCCUCGUCACCACCUACAUCAUCCUCUUUGCUUACAUCUACUUCUCCACACGCAAGAUUGACAUGGUGAAGUCCAAAUGGGGCCUAGCCUUGGCUGCGGUCGUGACGGUGCUCAGCUCCCUGCUCAUGUCGGUUGGGCUGUGCACGCUCUUCGGCCUCACGCCGACGCUCAACGGAGGAGAGAUCUUCCCGUACCUGGUGGUCGUGAUUGGCAUAGAGAACGUGCUGGUUCUCACCAAAUCGGUGGUUUCCACGCCCGUCGACCUGGAAGUGAAGCUGCGCAUUGCCCAAGGUUUGAGCAACGAGAGUUGGUCCAUCAUGAAGAACAUGGGCACCGAGCUGGGCAUCAUCCUGAUCGGCUACUUCACCUGGGUCCCGGCCAUCCAGGAGUUCUGCCUUUUUGCAGUGGUGGGCCUGGUCUCGGACUUCUUCCUCCAGAUGUUUUUCUUCACCACCGUCCUCUCCAUUGAUAUCCGCCGCAUGGAGCUGGCUGAUCUCAACAAGAGGCUCCCAGCUGAAGCCUGCCUCCAGCCCGCCAAACCAGGGGGCCGUUGCCAACGGUAUGAGCGCCAGCCGGCCAUGCGCCCAGCCACCCCGCACACCAUCAACCUCCAGCCCUCCUCUCUCCGGAACCUGCGCCUGCCCAAGCGCCUGCGGGUGGUCUAUUUCUUCGCCAGGACCCGCCUGGCCCAGAGGCUCAUCAUGACUGGGACGGUGGUCUGGAUUGGCAUCCUGGUUUACACGGACCCCGCCGGCCUCCGCCUCUACCUGGCUUCCCACGUCACGGAGCAGAGCCCCCUGGGCGAAGCGGGGCUGCCAGUCAUGCCGGUCCCGGGAGAGGUCCUUCCCACGGGGGACGCCAAGCUGUCCCUCUCCGUCUUCUCUGCGGACCCUGCGCAGCCACCGCCGCCGCCGCUGUCGGUGAACCAGUCGUCGGAUACCUCGCGUCGGCCGGAGGUGGAGCGCCAUGCCGAGGAGCUGUCACACGCAAGGAGUGGGGGGCACCCAGACCUGGGCCCCACGGCGGAAGUGACUUGGGGAGCAGAGGACGAAGAGAUCUGGCGCAAGCUGUCCUUCCGCCACUGGCCCCUGCUCUUCAGCUACUACAACAUCACCCUGGCCAAACGCUACAUUAGCAUCCUCCCGGUCAUCCCCGUCACCCUCUACCUGGACCCACAAGAGGCCUUAGAGGCCCGUCACCCUCACGAGGCCAACCGGUACCAGUCCUCCUCCUCGCUGGGCAGUGGGAGAGCACAGCAAGCUGACCGGCUGGCAGAAGAUAAGCCCAGAGCGCCCAGCCCACGAGACGUCACGCUCUAUAAGGUCGCUGCUCUAGGCCUCGCCUCUGGGAUCCUCUUGGUCCUCCUCCUCUUUUGCCUCUACAAAGUCUUCUGCCCCAAGAACUAUGGGCAAAAUGGGCCCUCCCACAGUCGCCGGAGGAGAGGGGACCUGCCUUGCGAUGACUACGGAUACUCGCCUCCCGAGACGGAGAUCAUCCCCCUGGUCCUCCGCGGCCACCUCAUGGACAUCGAAUGCCUGGCCAGCGAUGGGAUGCUGCUGGUCAGUUGCUGUCUGGUGGGCCAGAUCCGGGUGUGGGAUGCUCAGACCGGGGACUGCCUGACCGUCAUUCCAAAGCAAGGCUUACGCCGAGACAACAGCAGCAUCUUGGAUUUCCAGGACUGUUGGGAUCACAGCCCUGACAGCCGAAGCGGGCCGGAUGACCCUUGGGACGGCAGCCACCCCUUCAGUAGGGCACGGAGCCCCCCACCGCCACCCCUCUUCAGUGACCAGCCUGAUCUCACCUCCCUCAUUGACACCAACUUUUUGGAGCAAGCCAAGGCCGCUGCCCCAGGGCCCCGCCUCCGGGCCGUCAGUGGCCGGCAGGAGGGCUACGACUUCAGCAGCCUGGUGGGGAAGGUCUGCGAGGAGCAGCAGGACCCCCCCAACUGCAUGAACUUCCCCGGUUUCCCGGCCGCCCCCAGGCAGGUGCCCUUCGGCCCCCAGAGCAGCGGACCCUGGCCCCGAGGCUGCAAGGGCGAGGAGGCCGAAUGCAGCACCCGCAGGAGCAGCCUGGGGGACGAGCCUUGCGUGGGGCUGGAGAAGACCUCUGCCCCUCUCUCCUGGGGUGGCGACUUUGAAAGCUCCAUCUGGAGCUUGGAGCUCCAGGGAAACCUAAUUGUGGCUGGCCGGAGCAACGGGCGGCUGGAGGCGUGGGAUGCCAUUGAGGGAACCCUGCAGUGCAGCAGUGAAGACGGCCCGUCAGGCAUCACCUCCCUCGUCUUCCUGAGCGACAGGAUUGUGGCUGCCAGGCUGAAUGGCUCCCUAGAUUUCUACUCCUUGAGGACAUCUGCGUCCGUGCAUCACUCUCAGUUUCAAGCAACCCCAGGCAGGAACAGCCUCCCCUCCCCGCCCAUGUACAGCAGCAGUGACGUCCUCACGUGCCAGCUGACUCACACAGUGACCUGCGCUCACCAGAAGCCGAUUACAGCCCUGAAGGCUGCAGCGGGGCGGCUGGUCACAGGGAGCCAGGAUCACACUCUCCGAGUCUACCGUCUGGAGGACUCGUGCUGCCUCUUCACUCUGCAGGGCCACUCGGGUGCAGUCACGGCCGUCUACAUCGACCAGACGAUGGUGCUUGCCAGCGGGGGCCAGGAUGGCGCCAUCUGCCUCUGGGACGUGCUGACGGGGAGCAGAGUGAGCCACAUUUGUGCCCACCGGGGGGACGUCACUUCCCUGACCUGCACGUCCUCGUGCGUGAUCAGCAGUGGCUUGGAUGACGUCAUAAGCAUCUGGGACCGGAGUUCGGGGAUCAAGCACUAUUCCAUUCAGCAGGACAUGGGAUGCGGGGCCAGCCUGGGGGUGAUCUCGGACAACCUGCUGGUGACCGGCGGCCAGGGCUGCGUCUCCUUCUGGGACAUUGGUUACGGAGACCUGCUGCAGACCGUCUUCCUGGGCAAGAGCAACGAAUCCCAGCCCGCCCGGCAGAUCCUGGUGCUGGAGAACGCAGCCAUCGUCUGCAACUUUGGCAGCGAACUCAACCUGGUUUACGUUCCGUCUGUCCUUGAGAAGCGAGACUGAAGGGGGCCGAUUAUGAGGACCAGAGAGCCCCCACCUGCCCCCCCAGGAGCUCUUUCUGGCAGCGCGGGGGUGAAGACGGAACGCAGGCUCCUUCCCAGUGGAAGAACGGGUCGGGGGAGGCCUAUGCCGAAUUCUCCAGGCGUGGAAUAAAGAGGGGUUCCUCUUGUGACGGACAGUCUGGCAG
Candoia aspera is the source of this 4224-nucleotide messenger RNA. It is a transcript of the gene SCAP, whose product is annotated as SREBF chaperone. NCBI's taxonomy places the organism in Eukaryota, Metazoa, Chordata, Lepidosauria, Squamata, Candoiidae. The transcript is spliced from 22 exons. The record is from RefSeq and is a predicted model, not a curated record. The coding region runs from base 105 to 4040 and encodes 1311 amino acids. Gene Ontology annotation, cellular component: SREBP-SCAP complex; endoplasmic reticulum membrane; Golgi membrane. Gene Ontology annotation, molecular function: protein binding; sterol binding. Gene Ontology annotation, biological process: SREBP signaling pathway; regulation of cholesterol biosynthetic process.